Messenger RNA from Epinephelus moara (kelp grouper), 5520 nucleotides. Its product is annotated as putative protein TPRXL. The annotation marks the transcript as partial. The record is from RefSeq and is a predicted model, not a curated record. The transcript has a single exon. NCBI's taxonomy places the organism in Eukaryota, Metazoa, Chordata, Actinopteri, Perciformes, Serranidae.
AAACCUCCAUUCCCCCUUCCUCCCUCUUCUGUGUCCCCGCUAUACCUGAAGGCCUUGGGGACCAACAGCACCAGUGGCAGUAUUGAGCCAUACCUCUCUGGUAUCAAAACGGGAAUUUUCUCAGGCCGAGUGCCCUCUCCUGCAGCAGCAUUUGCCCCUGGCCUAAGGAAGUACCCCCAGGAGGGGGCAAUGCCCUCCCUGACAGCCUCCUCCAGCCAAGCAAAGGCCCUGCUGGCAAGCCUGUCUGCCUCCGGUCUGAGCACUGAGGCCCUGCUCCUCUCCUCCACCCUCCGACAUCGCCGCCUUCUACGUGAGCAGCGAGCCUCCUCCUUGCCUCUGCCCAGCAGCCUGUCCACCCCCUCUACUCCCACUGCUACCUCCCCCUCCUCUUCUGCCUCACCCACCACCCCAACUCCUUCCCUGUCUCCCUCCUCCCCAACCCCUCUGAGCUCCCUUAACCCCCCUUCUGCGGUUCUCAAGCCCAGCGGUUGUAGCUCCAGCCUCAACAGCUGCAAGGAGGAUGGCAAUGAGCAUGUGAAUAAGGACCUCGCCCCUGGCAGCACUCAGUGAUGAAGAGGAGGAGGACACGGGAGAAUUCAAGCACCAUCACAUUAUGAACCAUGACGAGAAAACAACUGCAUUAUGGAUUUUUUUUAGUGUCAUAUUUUAUUUCAGGACUUUUUCGCUUUUUCUUCCUCUUCUUUUUCCUCUCUAAUUUUGGCAUCACUCCAGUAUGCAGAGUCUUCAAAUUUCCAUGGCAAGAACUAUCUUACUGUAAAAGCAGUCACAAUCUUCUUCUUGGACAAGUUUCCUACUCUGAUCUGGUUCCAUAGUUCCUCUGCAGUUCUCCCACGCAGUCAUACUGCCAGUCUGCCAGAAAGAGAGCGCACAAACGGGCCUCCCCUCCUACCAGCUGCCUGCUGUAAGCUGAUGUGGUCUGGAUGGAUUUACUGACAGUAGCAGUCUCAUAUAAACCCUCACUCACUGGGGUUGUUAGUGGAAUAGACAACAUUUCUAGACUGUGACUUUUAUCAUAGAAAAUAGAACUGCAAUAAUCACCAAGUGAGUCCAGUAGUCGUGUGUGUUCAGGAUAAUAUUGCUCUCACAUCACCUGGCAGAAUGUGCUCAGAAAAAAAUCAAAAGUAGAUCAAGGUGAUGAUUGUGGUUUCAAGCUGUUUUGUGUUAAAAGGGCAUUUGUGGCUUUUCUUGCAUCACCUGUGUUUUAAACUCUGAACUGGUGCUAUAUUUUCCCCUCCGUUUGUACACACUGUGUAAAGAGUUUACAUGAUUGUCCUCAUGCCCUGAUCUCUGACCUGAUGUGAUCUGAUCUGCUUUGUUGCAAGCAUACAUUCCACUGUCUGACUUUGAUUUCAUGUCACACUGAAUACUAAUAUGCAUCCCUGCAGAAAGAAAUCCUUGCAUCGAAAAUUAGAAACAAUUAUGGGAAAAUCUUUGAUUUGAAAAAGACAGUGUAUUCACAAAAGCACAUUGUAGGGAGAAGUCCUAACAGCACAUUUAAAAUAGAACCAGGAGGUACAGUUACACAAACAGGAGAAAGGAAUGCAACUAGUGAAUUGUACAGACAUGUUGAAUUUCUGUAUAUGUGUAUUAACUAGUUAAUUAUGACAAUCAGGAUGUUUCUGCAGUAGCAUCUUACAGGUUGCUCCGGCAUUUUGGCACCUGACAUCACAAACCUUCCCAAAGACUCAAGCGCACACACAGUGAUGAUUAACACACACAUUUUGUCACACAGUCUGCACUUGUAAAGCCAAGCUGUUCGCAGAAGCACAGACUCUACUAGUUGUUUGUUUCAGCAAAUCUUGUGUGGUGAUUAAGGUUUUAAGUCACAUCUGUUGCACCAUUGAUAUCGAGCACUUUGGUAAAAUAUGCCACAUCGACCAGAACACAAUUUCACCCUUUAAGGAAUCUGAUCUACAGAGUGACGGAUGAAGUGGCUUCUUUUGGAGACACUUGUUUCUUUUGAACUUCAAAGUUACUCUGAUGGGAAGCAGCUUCCAAUGUUUUCAGCUAAAUUUGCAGGUCUUAUUGUAAAAUGGAAUGCCUUCUUAGAACAGAAUGUAUCUUUCACUGCGGUGAAGUGAUCGCACUUCAACAUCUAUGAGACUGUUUCAACUCUUGAGUAGUGUUUGAAAGAUAAAGAGAGUUAAUCAGCACAUAUUUAGAGACUUCAAAUACAGCUUGACCCUUCAAGGGCCUGAGAUGAGAAUAUAAAAAUAAAAAGCAAGCACAGUUUCCUCUCAAACGCCUGACACUUUCCUCGAAUUUUGACCUUGUGAAUCCGGUUAAUUAUAACAAGCACAAAGCUAUAAAUGUUCCUUAAAGGAAGGAAAAAAAUAUCCCUGCAUAUUUAAAAUACCAUACAUUAGAUUACCAAUAUUACCGUUGCCUCAUUUGGUUUUAUUACCUGCAUGUUGAAACAUUUAUGAAUGUUAGGCCUUUGGUGUGCCUCAGUGACAGUAGUUUAUCACUAUUUAAAGCACAUCAAAGGCCUGUCAGUGAUUCCCUAAGUGUAAACCCUGAACAAGGAACCAUUCUAAAGCUCCCUGUCCUGUGUUAUUGCCUUAAGGCUGCCCACUGGGGAGGUGAUGAGGUUGAACGGACAGUCAUAGACAAAGUGAUUUUUUAUUUUUUAUUUCAGUGGUUCACAAGAAUGACCGUGUGAAAUCGAUUCUUUGUGGCAUUGAGAUUAAAACGUGCAAAAGGGGAUCAUGUCAAAGAGUAGGCAGCUUGAGGAGAGGGGAUUAGUUUGGGGACAUGUGUUUGAAGGCUUCUUUAAUAAGGCCAACUUUGACUUGCCUUGUCUCUAUCGAGAGCGCUUGUGAUAUAAAAGACCCAAAGAGAUGAGAGGAAGGGUCUGACAGUCAGAGAGCCAUUAAGCGGCUGUUCUUUCCCUGCCCCUCUCACUUUGCUUUGUCUUUGGUGCGGGGCGUCUGUGAAAUAAAAACCAUUCAGUUUGAGGUAAUCCUAGGACAAAGUUUGAUAGGCAAGUUAACAGUGUGUGCAAUAUGUAUUAGCACUCUUGCAAUUUUGCCAAGGCAGUGCUCUUUGCCUUUGUGAAACUCCUGCCUGUUUGUCUGCAAGGACCUGUUACCAUGUUUUUCCCAGUGCCUCUAAGACUUUGUUCUUACCAGAAAUCCCCAGUUGAUCUUGUAUUACAGUAUUAGAUCAGCAGCAAUGACAGAAUACCACUUUUACCCAAAGAAGAGACUGCAAGAAUUGGCUUGUUCCCAUUUUUAUUUUAUUUAUUUAUUUUUUCAAAAAAAGAAAGAAAGAAAAAGAGAAAACAGCACUUGAAAUGCAGAGUGUGUCAGGUUGCAGCGGUGGCAUUUGACUAAACACUCCCCAAGUUCUAACAAUGUGAAACUGCAAGCUCACAGCACAGCGAAUUACGCCUCACCCUGGGUGCUCUGUGGCUUCGCCAGGCAGGUUCAAGCCCUGGGUUUCAUAUUGAGUGAAGUCAAAUGAAAGAAAUUCACUUACUCAUGCUGUUCCACACUCAAAUCCAUAACUCUCCGAGUUAAAUUUGCUGCAUUUGCGUCUGGUGAGCGUUGGGGAGGAAGUAUUCACGCUUGGCUGCUUUCCCCAAGUAAAGUCGGAGAUGAAACCUCCCAGAAUUGCGUGACAGUGCUCUCUGGAAUGAUUUUUUUUUUUUUCCUCAAGACAAGUGUUAGUGGGCUGUGAUUUCAACAUGGCCGGAGGCUUAGAGGGCAUGUCGCAGACACUUACAGUGGAUGCCACUGGCAAUCAGAAAAACUCAUGCAAACUUGAAAUCAAACAUAGGAGAAAUAUACAUAUAUAAAUAUAUCUAAGUGAGAUGUUUGUGUAUGAUAUUAUAAUUGUGAAGAAAAGUGUGAUAUAUAUAUAGGCCUAGAGUAAAUUAUAUACUGUAAAAUGUCAUCAUCUCUUCAGUUUUAUAUAUUAGUGACCAUUUUGUACAGAUUUUUCUUUUUUAAUUCAUUGAGAGAGAUAUUACAUUUCACACUGAGAUUAUUUAUUCAUACGCAGAACAUUUUUAUAUUUGUUUAAAAAUAUCUGUAUAGAUAACAGUUAGCCUCUGUAAUAUAUGCUGAAGUUCAUUUUUAAAUUCUAGGGUUUUCUUCACUGAGUUAGAUUUUAUGUAAUUUUGAUUUUUUUUAAAAGCUUGUCCCUGAAAAUGCUCGUCCAGCUCGUCUGCACCUUUGCCUCCUUAUGUGAAGGGUCACUAUUGAGGUGCCAGAGGCUGGACCAGUGCCUGUGCUUAGGGGCUUAUUUUGCUACUAUCUUUUUGUUUUAGGGGGUUGUUUUCUGGACCUUUGGUCUGUUAUUUUUGGUUUCACCCCAUCCUGUAUUUGUGAUUCAGCUUGUAUUAGUGAGUUGGUCAGAAACACGGAUAUUGUGGUAACUACUGUGAAAGGUCAGUUAGUGGGCCCAAAGGCUUCAUAUGGAGCCUUGCUGCUUUGACAGAAGUAAGUUACAUGGCUUUAAUUUCCCUCUGUGUCAUGUUUGCAUGUGAACAGGAGUGGUAGCAAUGUGAACGUGGAUGCUCAGUGCAUAAGCAUUAAGAGACAACAGGCUCUAAAUCAUUACAACAGGUGGAAGUACAUUUUGUUGUGCACUCAGUCGCAGUUGUUGCACUGAGUGGCUUUAAGUAGCAGUUAAGCUAAACCACAGAAGUCGUUAAAACCACCAAGAUGGAUCAAUAAGGGAAUUAAUUGUGUGAAUUAAAAGUUUUCUCUCUUCCUUUUGCCAUUGUAUCUUUUUUUAUAACGAACCUACAUUCUAUAGUAUGUAUAUGAGGUUUUUACAUGAAUGUGUGGAUGUUCAAAAAUCUUGGCAUCAAAAGUAGAAGAACAAAAAUUGACUUGUAAAUAGGCCAAGUCAUUCCUAGCGAGUUCAACAAAUUGUUAUGUCCAAAAGAAGAUGUUUUAUUAAUAAACUAUGACGAUGGGUACAAAGGUAUAUACAAAACAAUGCAUGUAUAGUCUCAAGCAAUCGCACGGUGCAGUCGAAAAAAAUGUUGUCUACAUGUUUUCUCAAAAAAAUGAGAAAGAGCAAAAGGGAAAAGCGGUGCUGUGUUAGAGGUUUACAAACAUGAAGAAUGAGAUGUUAUUUUGGUAUCUGUGACACAGGCAUGUUCAGUCUUACUGUGAUGUUAUGUGACUAUGAAGAUGACGAUUGUGGCAGAGAGUGUUAGAUGUCUAGAGGGAUUCAGAAUGCUGGGACGCACCCCAACCAGAGAAGUCACCAGUGAUGGUGUACUCUUUCCACAGAGUGAUUCUCCCAUUUGUAGAGUAGUGUGAUAUAAGAACAAAAAUAAUACAGAAAAUAGAUCUAUAAUAUAAUGAUAUAUAAAUUUAAAAGCCUACUGAUACUGGAGAUACUAAUUUAUCAGUGUGGAUGCCAUGAUAUUCUGUGAGAAAUGUGUGUGUUUUUCCUGUGAGAAGACAGUUGGCAGUUGAACCUGCCUUCUUUUGUACAUAAUUUGCUGUGAUUGUGUGUCCAAUAAAGUGCAGCUCUCUU